Molecule: messenger RNA, 1508 nt
Organism: Salvelinus fontinalis (brook trout)
Lineage: Eukaryota; Metazoa; Chordata; Actinopteri; Salmoniformes; Salmonidae
Exons: 4
Coding region: 166-936 (256 amino acids)
Source: RefSeq, a predicted model, not a curated record
GGUGUUUUGACAUAUUUUUUAUAAUUCAGAAAACAUGAAUUCAGAAAACAUGUGACCAUCCGUCUGUAGUUCCCCAGUAGGCUAGGCUACUGCCAGACCAGAGAUCUCUUGUAAAAAAAAAAAAAAAAAAGAGAACUCAAUGGCACUCACCUGGAUCGGUAAAGUAUGAAUAGAUCAAGACAAAAACGUCUUAUUUUAACUGGUGUGAAUAAUGCUACAAGACUGAUUUUUGUACACCUUUCUGUCUCUCUGUCUCUCUCUCUCUUUGUCUCCCUCUCUCUCUCUCUCUCUCUCUCUCUCUCACACCCACACACACACACACAGCAUCUUCUUGGCACCUCUGUCUUUUCUCUCAUGCUGCUACCUCUGGUGUUGUCUUGUGACAGCAACCGGACUAUGAGAGAGAUCGCUGAGGACUACGAGUCUGUCAUCUCCCUGCUCCUUCAGAACCUUGAGAACAACAUCACGGAAUUAAAAGUGUCUAAUAAAAGCUGCGGAGAGGAAAUGCCUGAAUGUGAGAAGGAUAACGAGAGCCAGUUUAUUUACAACAUGAUGUGUAGACAAACCAGACUCAUUAGGCUCUUUAAGCUAGAGAGGCUCAAGAGAGAAAUCCUGUGCUCACUGGGCCGCUACUGUCCAAGAAAACAGAGGAGUUCACAAGAACAGCACACAACCCAUCAGCAUCAGAGGAGAAAGAAGAAGAAGCCAGGAGGAGAAACGGUGGAGGAGAAAGAGAGGACGGAGGAGAACAGAGGGACCACGGAGGGAGGGGAGAGGUUGGACGGUGGGAAACAGCAGGGACGAGAGAGAAAGGAGAGAUGCAGGAGCACAAAGGCCAUGAAAAGGAGACGGAGACAGUAUGAACUGAAGGUGUUUGUGGACAGCCUGAAGGAGUGCUACAUGUCCCUGGCUGAAAGACACGGAGACCUGAAAUGAGACGAAAGAUGCGGCCGAGCUAACCGCACCAAGCAUUUAUUUACCACUUUCUUGCAGGUAUACCCCGUUAUACAUAUCAGUGGGUAACUGGCAAAAUCAGAGGGGUGGAGAGUGUUUUUAAACCAUGGGGGCUGUUUGCAUUUCAAAUUAGGGAGCGGUUAAACAAUUAAGUGUUAAUUCAUUUACCUGCAAAAAAGCAAAGAGAAACAUUCACACAGAUUCAUUCCUGUAUUUUGUUUACAGGGUCUGUGAAAAUGCAGGUACCAUGACUAGGUCUUUAGGUGGUUUUUAUUUUCCAUGCUCUCUACACCUUUCAUAAGCUAGGUUUCCAUUCAACUGGCGACGGACGUGAAUAUUCUAAAAUGCACGUUAAAAAAAUAUGCACAUUUUCCCACCAAACAUGUUUCCAUUAAAUUGACUUGUUGCUGAUAAAAGUCUGUGCGUUAGGAUGGAGUGCACAUACAAUUUACUUUUGUAGUUAAAUUACCAUGUACAGAAUAAAACAUACAAGUUUAAAAAAAAUCCAUUGCAUUUUCAACUCUACUGCUGGUUUUGUCACUAAACGUGUUGAG